Messenger RNA from Perognathus longimembris pacificus (Pacific pocket mouse), 1684 nucleotides. Its product is annotated as olfactory receptor 8S1-like. NCBI's taxonomy places the organism in Eukaryota, Metazoa, Chordata, Mammalia, Rodentia, Heteromyidae. Gene Ontology annotation, cellular component: membrane. The transcript has 3 exons. Gene Ontology annotation, molecular function: olfactory receptor activity; G protein-coupled receptor activity. The coding region runs from base 500 to 1438 and encodes 312 amino acids. The record is from RefSeq and is a predicted model, not a curated record. Gene Ontology annotation, biological process: G protein-coupled receptor signaling pathway.
AGCUAGCACAUCACCACCAUGUGAUUACAUGAGAAAGUUUUCAAGGCUGUUGUUCAGAAUUAUGAGCUGCUUAAGCACAAAUGUGCUUAACUUUCCACAUAGAAUCCUGCUUUGCAGGAUGGCUCCACACUUGAGCAGGUAUUCAGGAAAAUAAUCCUGAUUCAGUGGUAUAUCCAGCGCUUCCAGAGCUCCUGGUAUUCAUUCUAACAUCUUUUACCCAUUGAGACCAAAGAGGAAAGUUUGCCUGCUCUUUCAAGCACCCGACUCCUGCUGUUGAGAUGCUUUUCUGUGAAGACUGCACCAGUGAUGUGUCUAUCCUGACAGAAAAGAUGGGGCUUGGGCAGUCACCUCCAAGAAAAUCCAAGAGAACGGGCCCCAAAAAGUAAAGUCUCCACGUGGCCGAGCUUCAUCAUCACUGGACUUCAACUUUCAUCCCACUGACACACAAAGCCAAGCAUUGCCCUGUUUGUCCCAAGAAUACAGGAAACAUCAUCCCCAAAUGGCCUGGAAGAAGCACAACAGCUCCAUCACUGAGUUUCUUCUCACAGGGCUGUCCGACGACCCCCACAUCGAGGCUCUGCUCUUUGUGCUCUUCCUGGCCAUUUAUCUCCUGACCAUGACAGGAAACCUGCUGCUGCUGCUGGUGAUCAAGGCUGACUCCCACCUCCACACCCCCAUGUACUUCUUCUUGAGUAACCUCUCCUUCCUGGACCUCUGCUUCUCCUCAGUCACAGUGCCUAAGCUGCUGAAGGACCUCCUGUCUGACAAGAAAACCAUCUCCAUCAAGGGCUGCCUGGCUCAGGUCUUCUUUGUGUUCAUCACUGCAGGGACUGAGGCCUUUCUGCUCUCCAUGAUGGCCUAUGACCGCUAUGCUGCCAUCUGCCACCCGCUGCUCUAUGGCCAGAUCAUGAGCACUGAGCUGUGUGUGCGGCUGGUGCUCAUCUCCUGGGGCCUGGCCUCUCUUAAUUCUGUUGUCAUUGUGCUCUUAGCUGUUAAUCUGGACUUCUGUGAGGCCCAGACUAUCCAUCACUACACCUGUGAGCUGCCUUCCCUCUUUCCUCUGUCAUGCUCUGAUAUCUCCAUCCACCUUGACAUCUUGAUCUGCUCCACCUUGCUGCAUGGGCUUGGCACCUCCCUCCCCAUCUUCUUCUCUUACGCUCGCAUAGUGUCCACUAUCCUGAGCAUGAGCUCCACCAGAAGCAGGAGCAAGGUGUUUAACACCUGCUCCUCUCAUCUGAUUGCAGUGAUUCUCUUCUUUGGGUCAGGAUUGGUUCGCUACCUCAUGCCCACCUCUGGAUCCUCUCUCGAUCUGCUCUCCUCCUUACAGUACAGCGCUGUCACCCCCAUGCUCAAUCCACUCAUCUACAGCCUGAAGAACCAGGAAGUAAAGGCAGCCAUGAGAAGGACAUUGAGGAAAUUCCUACAUUCAUUUGCAUAAUGAACAAAGAUGUGGAAGGGUAGGAAGAGUUUGGGUCAAGUGCUUGAACUUGAGAUCGAAUUUUGGACCACUGACUUAAAGGGAGCCCUCUACCACUCUUUCUCACUAUACUGACACCGAAAACUGAAAUGAACAAAAUUAUAUUUAGAAAUGUUUUAUAUAUAAGCUCCAUAUAAUCAGUCUUCUCUUUGUUCUACUCACGUCCAAAAUUACCAGCAGUUUCUUCCUGGAUUGCAAAAAAUGUUG